This is a messenger RNA of Miniopterus natalensis, 954 nucleotides long. RefSeq names its product olfactory receptor family 4 subfamily K member 14 (gene OR4K14). Gene Ontology annotation, molecular function: olfactory receptor activity; G protein-coupled receptor activity. NCBI's taxonomy places the organism in Eukaryota, Metazoa, Chordata, Mammalia, Chiroptera, Miniopteridae. Gene Ontology annotation, cellular component: membrane. Gene Ontology annotation, biological process: G protein-coupled receptor signaling pathway. The record is from RefSeq and is a predicted model, not a curated record.
AUGAAAAAAAACAAUUCAAAGGUGACAGAAUUUGUUCUUCUGGGCCUAUCAUCCUCAUGGGAGCUGCAGCUGUUUCUCUUCUUAAUAUUUUUGUUGUUUUAUGUGGCUACUGUCCUGGGAAACCUCUUGAUAGUGGUAACAGUGCGAGCUGACGCUCACCUACACCAAUCUCCUAUGUACUAUUUUUUGGGCUAUCUGUCCUUCAUUGACCUAUGCCUGAGCUGUGUGACUGUGCCCAAGAUGUUAGGAGAUUUCCUACAUCAGGGCAAGGCCAUCUCUUUUUCCGGAUGCCUGGCUCAGAUCUACUUCCUGCACUUUCUAGGAGCCACUGAGAUGUUUCUGCUGACAGCCAUGGCCUAUGAUAGGUAUGUUGCCAUAUGCAAUCCUUUGCACUACCUCACAGUCAUGAACCGCCAGCUGUGCUUCCAACUGGUUUUUGCCUGCUGGUGUGGGGGUUUCAUCCACUCUAUCACACAGGUCACACUGGUCAUCCAGCUGCCCUUCUGUGGCCCCAAUGAACUGGACAAUUUCUACUGUGAUGUCCCGCAGGUCAUCAAGCUAGCCUGCGUGGACACAUAUGUGGUAGAGGUUCUGAUGGUCUCAAACAGUGGUCUGCUCUCUCUUGUCUGCUUCUUGGUCUUGCUCUUCUCUUACAUUGUCAUCCUCAUCACCCUGAGAACCCGCUUCCGCCAGGGCCAGGGCCAGGGCCAGGGCCAGCGCAAGGCCCUCUCUACCUGUGCCUCCCACUUGACAGUAGUCAGCCUGAUCUUCGUGCCAUGUGUAUUCAUCUACCUGAAGCCGUUCUGCAGCUUCUCUGUGGACAAGGUGUUCUCCAUCUUUUACACAGUGAUCACACCUAUGCUGAACCCCAUCAUCUACACACUCAGAAACGCUGAUAUGAAGACAGCCAUGAAGAAGCUGAAAAAGGCAUGUGGCAUCCUGCUGCUAUGUUGA